Kwoniella shivajii is the source of this 288-nucleotide messenger RNA. RefSeq lists its product as uncharacterized. Gene Ontology annotation, biological process: P-body assembly; mRNA splicing, via spliceosome. Gene Ontology annotation, molecular function: RNA binding. The coding region runs from base 1 to 288 and encodes 95 amino acids. Gene Ontology annotation, cellular component: P-body; Lsm1-7-Pat1 complex; U6 snRNP. The record is from RefSeq and is a predicted model, not a curated record. NCBI's taxonomy places the organism in Eukaryota, Fungi, Basidiomycota, Tremellomycetes, Tremellales, Cryptococcaceae. The transcript has 5 exons.
AUGGAUGAAGCUACCAGUGCAGGCAUUUCAGAACCAUUAGAUUUGGUCAAACUCUCUUUGGGAGAACGAGUAUUCAUCAAACUCAGAGGAGAUAGGACGAUUACUGGAGUGCUUCAUGCUUAUGACGCACAUAUGAACGUGGUCUUAUCGCAAGUCGAAGAAUCGAUACAUCUUGUCGAUGUAACAGAUCAAGGAGAACCACUACCACCUAGAGUCGAAAGGCGUAAUGUAGAGAUGUUGUUUGUGAGAGGAGAUGGUGUAAUUCUUAUAUCUCCAACACAACAAUAA